Molecule: messenger RNA, 1149 nt
Organism: Hemibagrus wyckioides
Lineage: Eukaryota; Metazoa; Chordata; Actinopteri; Siluriformes; Bagridae
Product: NEDD4-binding protein 1-like
Exons: 3
Coding region: 215-748 (177 amino acids)
Cellular component (GO): cytoplasmic ribonucleoprotein granule; nucleus
Molecular function (GO): mRNA binding; RNA endonuclease activity
Source: RefSeq, a predicted model, not a curated record
GCUGACAGUGAUGGUGUUUCUACAUCAGAUUUUGUUUUCCACAAAGUUGUCCAGUGUUGUGAUCCACAGCAUUGUGAGUUUAAAUCUAAAUACAGAUACAGACAGCAGCACUUGUCAGUGUAAUCAUAAAAACAUUUACAUUACAUUUUUGUAAGACUUUUGCUGUUUUUCCUGAUACCAUACUAAACUAUAUGCAUAAUAUGCUUUUAGAUUUAUGCUACAUCUUGCAAGGCAGACAGAUGGAGUGAUUGUAACAAAUGACAACAUGAGAGACCUUGUGGAUGAAUCAUUUGGAUGGAAAGAAAUAAUCAAGACAAGAUUGCUCCAGUACGUGUUUGCUGGGGACCUCUUUAUGGUGCCGGAUGAUCCUCUAGGCCGAAGUGGACCUCAUAUUAAGGACUUCUUACGGUCACAAAACAGGCCCCCUGUUCCAGGCAAUCACACAUUUGCUGGUAUGGCCUCAAAUUUCCCCCAACUUGCCUCUCAGCCCAGACCUCAGACAGAAGUGCUGAACUACCGUGAACGGACACCUGGGGGCAUCAGCAGACCUCAAGGGGCAGUCAGAGGUCAUUCCCAGAGCAGAAAGGAGAGGUCAGCAGAGGAGACACUUAGGUUGAAGCAGGAUUUGCUGCAGAUUUUUCCAGGGCAGGAGAGUGUGAUCAUAAUGACCCUACAGUGCUACCCAGGUGAUACAGAUAUUAACCGACUGUCAUAUUACAUUCUGGAACAAGUAAGUUCAGAGGAGUAGACUUUGAUAUGAGAGAAACUGGCUCAAAAAUAUAAAACUUUGAAAGCAGACUAUGCGUAAAUCUAUGGUCUAUGGGCUUGUAUUCACAAAGUGUUUAAAAAUAACAGGGAAAGCCAGAAACUCUUGAUAUUAAAACAUAAAAACUAUCAGUCCUUAAAUUUUAGAUGUGAAGUGUUAGUUAUUUGCAGUGCUACAAAAAAUGUUCAUUGGCUUGGAAUUUGAUCUGUUUCAUCUGUUGCUAAAAAAGUUCAGAAAAUACAGUAGGUAUAUUUUGGACCAGCUCUGUGUAAACAUAAUCCUCAUUUAGUCUUGUGCAUUCCUAUUUAAAAUGAUUUACUGAUCAAAACAGCGAUUCCUUCAUUUUUUCAUAUCAGAUAUUUACCUAAAUUACUCUUUCUUUU